Messenger RNA from Cylindrotheca closterium, 1500 nucleotides. Lineage: Eukaryota; Bacillariophyta; Bacillariophyceae; Bacillariales; Bacillariaceae. The record is from the annotation of a GenBank genome assembly.
AUGGGUGUCGUGAAUGCCUCUAGUAUCAAACUGGUAUGUUUUGGCCAAGACACAAUCAUCAUUGAUGCGGCAAUCCAUCGAUUCCAUGGUCGAUUGAGCCGGCUUCCAAACUACGCAACCGAUUAUAAGAUUAAUCCCAUGAAUCACACACUUCAGGCCAUUGAAACAAUUGAGGUACACAUAUCUUCAGAUGAUGUGAAGCUAACUCACAGUGUCAACGAAAGCUAUACGAUCUCCAUCAAUGAAUAUUCCUCUCUAGUAGUCAUAGAAUCGGAAAAUGUGUUUGGAGCCUUGUACGCCUUGGAAACAUUGGGCCAGCUCUUGGAGUUUGGGUGGCUUGAUGGUGAAGGUGACGAUGCCGUAUACGUUAUUCGCAACAUCCCCAUUGGGAUCGAAGAUUUUCCAAGGUAUGAAUACCGAGGACUGCUGAUCGAUACAUCGCGGCAUUUUUUGCCGCUGGAUUUGAUCCUAGCCAACCUCGAUGCAAUGCUGAUGAACAAGAUAAAUGUCUUACAUUGGCACAUGACAGAUUCCCAAAGCUUUCCGUAUCUGAUCGAAUCGAUGCCAGAACUGGCCGUCAAAGGUGCUUAUCAUCCUAAGAUGGUAUACACUCGUAAGGAUAUUCAGCGGGUCAUUCAUGAAGCAUAUCUGCGAGGCAUCAGAGUGAUUCCAGAGGUGGAUAUGCCGGGGCACACACAGUCGAUAGCUGCUUCUCGCCCGGAUCUAAUGUCAUGCUGUCCUCAUCCUUCAGACCCCCUCGAUCCAACAAACCCAAAAGUUUAUGACUUCAUAAGAGACAUCUAUCAAGAUUUGCGCAAUGUAUUUGUCGACGAUUUUGUCCACGUUGGGGGUGAUGAGGUGGAUCUGAGUUGCUGGGAUAACUCCAAGGACAUUGUGCAUUGGAGGCAGCAACACAAUAUAAGUUCGAGUGUAGGCCUUUUCGAGCUGUUUGAAACCCAACUACUGGAAAUAGUGGAGAAAGUUGGUCGGACUCCGAUUGUGUGGCAGGAGGUAUUUAAUUUAAACUUGACACUAACAGCGACCACAAUCAUUGACGUUUGGAAAGGAUUUGAUACAAAGACCAUGAGUGAUGCAACAAGAAGAGGUUUCAAGGUGAUACUGUCUGGUUGUUGGUAUUUGGACCACCUUACUUUGGAUUGGCAGAACUUCUACUCCUGUAAUCCGAGUAAUUUUACCGGACGCACAGAUCUACUAUUGGGUGGCCACGCAAGUAUGUGGGGAGAGCAUGUCGAUGCAAGCAAUUUCAUUAGCCGAAUAUAUCCACGCGUGUCUGCGAUGGCUGAACGACUGUGGACUGGUGAUAUUUCGAUUGCCAAGGAAAACGUCAGGCAACGGAUUUCUGAUUUUCGCUGUCGAAUGGUGCAGCAAGGAUUUGCUGCACAGCCAAUCGGACCAGGGUUUUGUGCCCAUGAAGUCCCAUAUCAAAGUUGCAAAACAGGUGACAGAAUUCCCAGCACAACACUACAGCUAGAGUUGUGA